Messenger RNA from Oppiella nova, 226 nucleotides. NCBI's taxonomy places the organism in Eukaryota, Metazoa, Arthropoda, Arachnida, Sarcoptiformes, Oppiidae. The record is from the annotation of a GenBank genome assembly.
AUGCAUACACCUAUGGGUCACGUGUGGCACACAAUUGACAUCCCUUUCCGUUUGUGGGCUCAACACAAGUGUUUGCCAUAAAUCCAGUUCCCCAUCGGUUUGAUUGUGUUUACAUCGCAUCCAUCACUGAAUCACAUCCAUGUCUACUGCGAAAGAGUCGGUGCCAUCGGUGCAGGUGUUCGGGCGCAAGAAGACGGCUACGGCUGUGGCCUAUUGUAAGCGCGGC